CAAUGCUUUCACCGAGCAGUAUAUAAACGGGGAUUUUAGCAAGAAAGUUUCAUACUCAACCUGAUCACUCAAGGUCUCUACUUCCAUUCUCUACUCGCCAAUUUCAACAUGAUUGCCUUUAAAGUUUUAUUGGCUGUUUCCUGCAUUGCCGGAGUCAUAGCUGCCCCAGUGCAACAACAGGAAACUGUUCCGCAAGAUGGCAAAGAUCUUCAAGCGGCCGAGGGACAUCUUGGCGUUUAUGGUGGUUAUGGAGGACACGGUUAUGGAGCUGGACAUGGAGCUGGAUAUGGAACCGUUUACGGCGGCCAUAUUGCCGGCCACGGAGGUUACGGAUUAGGUUACGGUCAUGGACAUGGUGGACACGGGCACGGGCACAGCCAUGGACAUGGAUAUGGCCACGGACAUAACGCAGCCUAUGGACACAACCACGGACAUUCUGGCUAUACUAGCAUCAACAAAGUGAUCAGCCAUGGAUCAAGCAGCCACAGCAACGCUCAUGCCCACGGGCACGCUCACGGACACAACCACGGACACAACCACGGACACAACGUGCACGCUCACGGACAUGUUCACGGACAUGGGGGAUAUGGCCAUAACGUUCAUGCAUAUUAAAAGAUUACGCAGAAAAAUAUUUUUCUUUUACAAUACAAAUUAUAAUAAGCUUCAA
Messenger RNA from Daphnia magna, 667 nucleotides. Its product is annotated as holotricin-3. The coding region runs from base 109 to 612 and encodes 167 amino acids. The transcript has 3 exons. Lineage: Eukaryota; Metazoa; Arthropoda; Branchiopoda; Diplostraca; Daphniidae. The record is from RefSeq and is a predicted model, not a curated record.